CCCAUAUCUAGAGCCCGACCAACCAAUCACAUGAGUUUCCUAUCUUCACGCACGGAAUUUCCUAUCUUUCUUUUAUUCCAUCUACGCUCCAGUCCCUUGUUUUGAGUCAAGGCCACCAACCUGCGAAUUCAAAAUAAAAAUUGACGCAAUAUGGCUAUCGGAAUAUCUCAAAUGUUUUGGAUAUUAGGAGUGUUUAAUACGAAAACCUGAAUUGAUAAGUAACCUCCAAUGAUGUCGAUCAUCCUUUGAGGGAUUUUUUGGAAGUAAUGGGAGGUCAAGUUAGCCAGGUUUUCCAGUCUGGCAGUGCCUUGUUGACCAAUGGACAUGGACACAAAGUAUCCGAUUCUACCAGGCAGAAAGUUCAAACAAUAUUUGAUGCACUUAGAGCCAAUCCAAAGAUAGGGGUGCAAAGACUAGAAGGGCUGUUACAGCAACUUCCUAAAAAUGAAAACAUUCUAGCUAUACAUGAUGAAGCAGGGUAUAAUUUAUUACAAAAAUGUGUGGGAGCAAAUAAUGUGGAGCUAGUUAGAUGGCUUCUCGCUCGGCAUUCAGCUGCUGAUGUGAAUAGGUUUCCUUGCAGCCUUCCAUUACAUAUAGCAUGCUUGAAGGGACAUGAUGAAUGUGUAGAACUGCUAUUAAAACAUGGUGCAAAGUCUGAUGUUGAAGCUAGAAUGUGUUGGCCUGGACCACACAGUAGUAAUUGUGAAGAAAGAGGAAAAUACUCUGCAGCAAUUCAACAAGAGGAAACAUGUAUAGAAAGGGAUACAAGAGAAAGACUGCCAAGUAGUAAAUUACAAUCAGCAAUUUAUUAUGCUUUAGAUGGUGACCAAGUUAAUAUUUUAACAUUAUUAUCACAGAGGGGUGAAGAUCCUUGGAAUGGCAUGUUCCGGGCGCGCAAGCCUCUGCUGCAUGCGGCGGUCGAGCGUGGCGCUUGGCGGUGCACCGAGUUCCUGAUCAAAGAGCGCUCCGACGAGAUCCACGUGCUGCGCGAUGAGUAUUACCCGAUCCACUACGCAGUACUGCAUGACAGCCGCUUCCUGGAGCUGCUCAUCGAUCAUGGUGCCGACGCGACGGUGCGGACCUGUACACAGCAAAUGACGCUUCUACAUGUCGUGUUUUUAGUAGCUCAUAAGUCGGCAGAGGAUACAAUCUCCACCAUCAGGUUACUGCUGGAACACGGUUGCAAGGAACUGAUCAACACGCCGGACAGCCUGGGGAACACACCGCUGCACGCGCUGGUGGUGCGCUACGCGUUGGAGGAAGCGCAGUACGGUUACGACAAGUGGAACAAGUGGGACGUGCUCCACUUGGUGCGGUACUUAUUGCAGAAUGGUGCCAGACCCUCCAUCAACCAUACCGGCAACUCGGCUGUCGCAUGCGUACUGAGGCAUGUUCGGGACUGGGAUGUCUGCUACGAGCUGCUUAACAUGUUACUCAACGACGGCGGUGAUCCAAAUAUGGUGGGAAGAGAUGGAUCUGUUCCAUUGAUGGUAUGUUUAGUACCACUCAUCAAUAAGGAUCCUCUACACCAUUUUACUCAUAGUAUGAAGGUCUGUUACCUGAACUGCAUCCGAAUCCUGUUAAAGAAGGGCGCGAACCCGAAUUGCAGCUACAGGGCGAACCUGACACCAUUACAUGUGCUCGUAUUCACCGUAUCCGAAAACAUCACGCUUAACUGCGACGUGCAGAAGGAACUUAACUUUGAGUUCAUCAAAAAUAUCCUUAUCCUGCUGCUUACCCACGGGCUGGAUCCCAACGUGCGGGUCAGCAGAAGAACUGAGCACAUCUUGCACCCAUGCAUGGAUAUGGUGCAGAACGUACGUGACUGCCGCGACCUGCGCUACGUCUACGACCUCACUCUUACCCUCAUCCAGUACGGCGCCAAUCCUGACCUCACCCUGAGCAUGUCCGAGGCAGUCAAGAACCACCCGCUGCAUGCGCAGAGCGUCUGGAAGACUAAAAAUUACAUCCUCUACUACUACAUCAUGUUGAUAUCCAGGAAGGAAAACCUGGUCACCGAUCCCGAUUUGAGCUUCUCCAAGAUAAUCCUGUUGUUCUACUAUGUGAUGCAGCACAAACCGCUGUUUGAGUGUUUGAAGAUCCUCCAUACUCAGCAGCUGAGUCUGGUUCCUGGUAAAAUGACGGAACCUUUGACGGUGAUUAUUCGGGAUCUGUACAAGAGACCCAGGAGUCUCAAGCAGAUUUGCAGGGUGAAGAUACAUAACUGUUUAGGGCGGAGGCCGGGACUAUAUCUUAAUAAAUUAAAUCUGCCUAAUCAGUUGAAGGACUAUCUAUUAAAUUUCGAAGCGUGAAUAGGGCGUGCUGGAAUACAUUUUUUAUCGGUUGUAUGCUGUAUAUGAGCUAUUUGAAAAGUGCUGCUUUGAAGAGGCGUAAUUUAUUGGCAAAUAACACCGGUACACAAAAAUAAAAAAGUAGUUUGUACAUUGACUAGACCCACCUAGGGUAUUUCCAAGUGCUGAAUCCGAAUCUGAGGUCCGUUCGUCUCGUAUACCGUCACAAUUUUGAGUAAAUUGUAAAAAACUGCUAAAUAUGGCUUAAAAUUACAAAUAAUUGUAUUUAUGCAAACGUAAACAUUUUUGCCGACCUAGAUCAAAUCCAACAAAGUUGAUUUAGCUUGUAGCCCCUCCAAAUUUUGAGUAAAUUGCAAAAAAUUGCCAAUAAUCGCCAUCAAUCGGUAAAGUCCGCAAAAAUUGCAGAUAUGAAACUGAAGAAAAAUUUUCCCGUCUAGAUCUAGUGUAUAUUUUAUGUAUUUCAAUGCGCUGAAACCAAACUGAAAUUUAUUUAGCUCAUUGACCAUGGAAAUUUGGACUAUAUUAUGAAGAACUUACUCAAAUCGCUAAAUAAUGCCAAUUACGCAUAUCAUCAUUCCUUGAUUUCCAUUUCAUUUGUCUUUGCGAAAUCGUUCUCCUUGAGGUCUCCAAGAUUUGAAGGAAUGUAGUAGAGAGUAAGGAAGAGCUCGUUGAGAGAUCUAUUGCUUAUUCGUGUGCUGUUGUCCACCUUACAUGGUGACGGUGGUCAACAGCACCAUUAGCAAAGUCCCUAGGUUAUCGGCGAGUAUGCUUUCAUGGCAGACACAAUAAUAUCGAACUUCGAAAUACAUUAAAUAUUUUUGGGUUGCAUAACUGCAAUUUUUAGCGAUUUAUGGCUAUUUUUGGCAAUUUUUUUGCAACUAACUCGAAAUUUGGAGGGUUACAAGCCCAAUCAACUUCAAAUUUGUGUUCAGCAUAUUGAAAUACAUUUGGUCUAGGUCAAGAAAUUUUUGUUUGUUUGCAUUAGUACAAUUUUUGCAGUUUUAUCCAUUUUUAGCAGUUUGUAUUAUUUACUGAAAAUUGUGAGGUCGUGCGGGUUAAACGGACGUCAGAUUCGGAAUUCGUAGGUAAGACUACUCAAAUGUACAGAACACUUUUUAUUUUUGUGUCAGUGAGUGCUAUUUGUUCGCAUUCUUGAUCAUGGAUUAGUUUAUUUCUUGGUAAAGAAAGAAGUACCUUGUUCUUAAAGAGAAUGAUUUUAAUGUCAGUUGUUGUGCGGGACGAAGUCCUUAAAAUACUAUAAAUAAUUCAUAUGUGUAGGUGAUUUAUUGUGCAAAUUACGACAUUCUACACGGUCCUGGGAGUGAACUCUAAAGCACAAUAUAGUAGAUGCUUGCAGGGGGUUAAUUCUUGAAAUAAAGGUGUAGAAUAACUGAUAGUGGUUCUCUUAACCUUUGAGGAACUGUAUUCCUGAACUCUGAUAGAAGAGUAGUCAGAAUAAAUCAAUGUACACAACUUAGAAAGCACUAAAUUGAUUAUUUAUUUUCUGUUUUCGACAAGAUUGUAACUUUUUUAUGAAAACACACACAUUUCUUGUUCUCCAUAAUUCUGAACCCUAUGAAAUGCGGUAAUGCUGGUAAGAUGUAGUUUCUUGCCAGUACAAAAACCUCUUCAAAGUAGCUGGUGAAUGGAUUCAUUCAAACUCAUUACUAAUAUACAGAGAACUAAGUAUGGAGCGAGCAACACAAACCAUCUUAAUCCAUAAAAGAUUCGAGUGACCUCAGUACAGUAAAAAUUGAGUAUCAAGUAAAAACCUUGCAUGCAUUCAUUCAUAUACAUAUCAUAUCUAUUUUCAAAAUUUUUAAUUAUGAAAUGUCUCCUAAAAUUGCGAACUCAAGGAAGAAAAGGAAAAAAUAUAAACUCAAUUGCAUCUCGCAAAAUCACUUAAUUAUAUGAUGACCAAAAGCUUUUUUGGCUGCGCGUAAAUAGAUUUGAAACAUGAAAAACGAUGAGAAACAUAUGAAUCUUCAUCAAAAGACAUCGCUGAAACCUUUGUGCUUUGUGGUAUGGCUUUUGCUAUUUUUUUUAAAUUAUCAUGUUUAUCUGAAUACAUAAACAAAAAUGUACGUGGUCCCAAAGAUUUUCCACGAGUAGUUUUUUCCAAGAUACAGGGAAGGUGGUGUGGGAGAGUAGUUAGAGAAAUGCGUUUAAAAAUGCAACUCUAUCUGUUGAAGCAGUCGAGGUACAGGUUGCGUUAUGAGUUUUAAACAUUAUAUACAAUAUCGGAAGAAAAAUACGACAAAACGCAGAAGUUUCUACAUUAAAAUGAAAUGAAAAUGUUGAGAUAUAUGAAAAAACUUUGAUAUCCUACUCAGUAUUGGAACAGGAUGAACACGAACUGUUGAAAUAAUUUGUAUAAUGGAGCAAUACUCCAUCCAUGCAAGGUUUGCGUCACCCUGUGCAUGUGAUAAAAUUGCAAUGUUGGUGAAGAGGCUAGUAAUCAGGACGUGCAUAAAUCAAUCGAAUAACUAUUUCAUAUCGUGUACUGAGCCCACAAUAUGGUGUAUAGACAAACUGCUCAACUUGGAGGGCUUGUAUCUGGGAAAACUGACUCAUGUACAUUUUUGUUCCACGUGUUUAGAUCUAAAACAUACUGUAUUUUUUCAAAAAUUGACUAAAACUUUUUCCCAUAACGUUUUUGUGGGUUCCUUUGUGACCCUUCAAGAAAACGAUGUUUCCGAGAUUACGAGUAUAGAAAAACGUAGACAGAAAUUAGUAUUAUAUACGUCUUUGUGAGGUGAACAUCAUGAAACUUAAAAAAAAAUCGUGUUACUUAAAAGCAACGUGUGCGUUGUCAGCCACGUUACCGAGACUGUUUCAACUAUUUUGCGUCGGAAAAUCUAAAUCUACAAACUUUGACCGCUCACCCACGUUCUAAUUUCUAGGGUGUAUUCCUUCUGCUAAUCACCCGUAUUCUUUUUAGUGGCAUUAAUCGAAUCUUUCGUAGGUAUAAAGCUUCAUGAACUGAGUCAUGGUGCUCGAUCUGUAGCUAGCUCUUAAACUAUAAAGUGUAGAAGAUAACGUGAGAUCUUUUAAUAAAACUUAUGUGUAUGUGCACAUAUCGUUGAAGUAGUACAUAUUGUAAUAUAUGGCCUUUUUCUAAACAUAAAUGCACUAAACAAUAUUUAUCUUUGGUAUGAUGUAUGAAAGGCGUUGAUUCUUGAAGCCAUGAGAUUCCCGAUGUUUUGGAUAAUCCAGACCCAGUGAAGAUGUAAUGUUUUUGACGCUGUAACAAGUAUUAACAUGUAAUAUUUACACAUUCUGGCCCAACGACAAGAUUCAUGUGGCUGUACGACCUCGGACGACGAAAAACCGUCUACCACCCGCGGGAGAUAAUCGAAAGAAGUAAUAAGUAUCAAAAUGAAAGAGAGUAGCGGAACGCAGUAUACGCCACUGUUAACGCAGUAGGUCUUUGAACAUGGCGAGAGCCGCAUACACGUAUUACAUAGAGAUAGAGGUGUUACGAUUAUUAUUUGUGUUACUUUUUCAUUUUGGCACAUGACAGCAAUUUCUCAACUUGCUACAUAUUACGAAAAUGUUCUAAAAUGUCAAAAAAUAUUUUAAAACCUGCAAGCACAUUUUAUUUUUGCAUAUUUCUUACCACAAAUGAAAAGAGCUAUGUCCAAAAAUACUAAAAACCAAAAAUUGAAAUUUUUGAAUUUGGCGGUAAUGAAGGCCAUUUUUCUAUCUAUAUAUUUUUUGAGGCGGUAGAUCGUCUUGCAGGAAAAUUUUAUCAAACGUCUUUUUCUGAUAAUUUCAAAAUUUAUGCAAAAUUGGUUUAAUUAUCAUAAUACGUGAAAGAAGAAUGUCCUAAAAAAAGUUAUUUACUUGACACUUGUUUCGAAUAUCCAAUCCUAUGGGCAUUUCACUUGCUUGGGCUUGAGCUACAGAUAAUUUUUACAGAAGAAGGCCAGCUUAGUGUUGAAAAAUUAUUGCUCUGUCGAGCAUUGUUUAUUAAAUGAAUUGAAACGUACGUGUAUAUGUGUAUGUAUGUACCCCAGUUUUGAAAAUAUCCGUUUCAGUAACAAGUUUCAAGGUACUAUGAAAAUUGUAUGCCUUAUCGUUAAUCGUUUCCACAUCCCAGCAUAUGUUUUUUUUACUAUCUAGUGAAAAGUCUGAUGUAUUUGAAGAGUAUCAGCAUGAUGAGAAAUUUUUUGGUAACAGGUUUAGAACACAUGGUUGUUUCAAAUAUUUUAGGAGCCUCUGGGUACACAGAAGCUCGCGGCCUGUACUAGACAUUUUUUUAGAAAUCUCUUAAUUUUCCGAUAUUUAUGGGCCCUCCAUCAAGCCGGAACCCUGGGUACGUACUCUGUGUGCCCAUAGUUUAAAGACUGCUGCAGCAACCUUCGGUCGCAACAGAUUUACAAAAAUAGAUAUGGUAGCAUCUAACACCUAUUUAUAUCACAUGUAAAUUUCAAUCCACCGUUUCUGUCCUUCACCCUACACAUAUGUCGACUACUGUCAAUAGAGCUUUGCUAAACGGCUGUAUGUGUAACAGGCACCAUUUUGACGCAGGGGGGGGGGGGUCUGCUCGGAAAAGCGGACCCCACAAUCAACCGUUGCUAAGACGAGAGUUCAUCCACUACUACCUCCUUCAGGUAGUAUACAACUAAGCCGAUCUUCCGUUGCAGUAAUCAUAAGCCAACGUUCCUUUACAUUUUACCUGUCAUUGAAACCGGGAAAUCACAAACUAACUGUAUGAAAAAGGAGUUCAUCUCUACGUCAAGAUUCAGCAUGCAGCAUUUUAUAUAGCCUUGCACGAACCACUCUUACCAGUAUCAUUGAGAACCAAAAAAAAAGAAAUGAGGCAUAGUAGUUUGAUUCAUUCCAUGAGAUUGCUGGGGAUACUCUUAGACUCCUCCGUACUUUAAUAGUGAAUAUGAAAAAACGUAUGUAACCUUCGAUUGCCAAAUGAAGGUGGAAAGAAACAAGCAGUAAUAGUUUGUAAGUGUUCGAAAGCCUUUAAGAGCUCGAAAUGAGGCUCCUUCUAAAAUUCUCCAAUGAUGGUGUGGCAACUAUUUGGGAACUAAAUCCUGACUCCCUGAUAACUCAAGUGCUGUCUUAUUAAUACAAACAGGUAGAAUUAUGCUGCUAUUUCAUUAUCGAUAGAGUACCUAUGCCUGUCCAAAUACGUAAGACAUACGUGAGUUUUGCAUCUACAUGGUUGAAAAUAUUUUUUUAUCUAAGGCUCUCAACUUUCCCUUUGUUUUUUAAUAUUGUUCAUAUUUAAAGUGCAUUUUAAUCAGAAAACUGUUCUCUAUAAAGUCUGAGUAUAAUUCAGCCGUAUUCGAUUGUAAAUGCCAAAUACCAAAUAUACUGUAUAAGAAUAUAUGAAAUAUAUAAAAUUGUAUAGUCUAUUUUACAGUAAGCAAAACAAUUAUUAUUGUUGAGGUAUAUUGGUAUAUUUGAAUAAAAAGUUACUGAGUAAGUUUGUUUGUUAUGUAUACAACGUUGUUAUGAAUGACUCUGUUUCGAUAUCGGUACAUACACUGAAGGACAACCCAGC
Acanthoscelides obtectus is the source of this 7836-nucleotide messenger RNA. The record is from the annotation of a GenBank genome assembly. NCBI's taxonomy places the organism in Eukaryota, Metazoa, Arthropoda, Insecta, Coleoptera, Chrysomelidae.